This is a messenger RNA of Papilio xuthus (Asian swallowtail), 1345 nucleotides long. Its product is annotated as opsin-1. Gene Ontology annotation, biological process: G protein-coupled receptor signaling pathway; phototransduction; visual perception. Lineage: Eukaryota; Metazoa; Arthropoda; Insecta; Lepidoptera; Papilionidae. The coding region runs from base 128 to 1207 and encodes 359 amino acids. The transcript has 9 exons. The record is from RefSeq and is a predicted model, not a curated record. Gene Ontology annotation, molecular function: G protein-coupled receptor activity. Gene Ontology annotation, cellular component: membrane.
AGCCCCGGCAACCCGAACAGGGAAGGUGUACCAAAGACUGGAGUAGUUCAUAUUGAUUUUCUCCAAGUCUUUGGUUUUAGCCUAACUUCCUGAUUCCAACUAUUAUACAAAACCAAAAGACGGCAAGAUGAUGUACGGCAGUAACCAAACUGUAGUAGACAUGGUUCCAGCUGAUAUGAUGGAUUUAAUCGACCCACACUGGUACCAAUUUCCACCCAUGAAUCCAUUAUGGCAUGGUCUUUUAGGCUUCACUAUAGGUGUUCUUGGCUUUAUAUCCAUCAUUGGUAAUGGAAUGGUUAUCUACAUUUUUACAUCUACUAAGAAUCUUAAGACGCCUUCCAAUUUGCUCGUCGUCAAUCUUGCCUUCUCCGACUUUUUGAUGAUGUGUGCGAUGGCCCCUGCAAUGGUUAUUAACUGUUACAAUGAAACUUGGGUAUUCGGUCCUUUUGCCUGUGAGCUGUACGGUUGUGCUGGAUCACUAUUCGGUUGUGUGUCAAUAUGGACUAUGACAAUGAUAGCAUUUGAUCGAUACAAUGUCAUCGUAAAAGGUAUCGCUGCUAAACCCAUGAGUAAGAACGGCGCACUGGCACGUAUUCUUGCGGUUUGGAUUGCUGCCUUAGCUUGGACUCUGGCCCCGUUCUUUGGAUGGAAUAGAUAUGUGCCGGAGGGAAACAUGACAGCAUGUGGAACUGAUUACCUAACUAAGAACUGGAACAGCCGCAGCUACAUCCUCGUGUACUCAAUUUUUGUCUACUUCGCGCCACUUUUACUUAUCAUCUAUUCCUAUUUCUUCAUUGUAAAGGCGGUGGCUGCUCAUGAGAAGACUAUGCGAGAACAAGCUAAGAAGAUGAAUGUUGCUUCGCUUAGGUCAUCUGAGACAGCCAACGCUAGCACUGAAUGUAAAUUGGCUAAGGUGGCACUAAUGACGAUAUCUUUAUGGUUCAUGGCCUGGACGCCGUAUCUCAUCAUCAACUUCACGGGCAUCUUCGAGAGCGCUCCUAUCAGCCCACUAGCCACCAUCUGGGGCUCACUUUUCGCCAAGGCUAAUGCUGUUUACAACCCCAUUGUAUACGGUAUCAGUCAUCCAAGAUAUCGAGCGGCGUUGUACAAGAAAUUCCCUUCAUUAUCUUGUGAGGCGACGUCAGACGACAGCGAAUCUGCGAUAUCUCGAGCUACAAAUGUUUCCGAAGAAAAACCAUCUGCUUGAUCUCCCAGAUAAAAGGGACAGAUAUUCCAUAAUCAAUAUCUUGCCAGAGACUACUCCUUUAUUGGCAAAAUACUUGGCUUUGUUGUACGGAUUAACGAUGUAACUAAAUAAUAAAAAGCAAUUGGUUCAAAACCUUUA